Messenger RNA from Tribolium madens (black flour beetle), 2341 nucleotides. RefSeq names its product ankyrin-1. Bases 193 to 1911 code for a protein of 572 amino acids. Lineage: Eukaryota; Metazoa; Arthropoda; Insecta; Coleoptera; Tenebrionidae. Gene Ontology annotation, molecular function: protein binding. The record is from RefSeq and is a predicted model, not a curated record. Gene Ontology annotation, biological process: intracellular signal transduction. The transcript has 3 exons.
CAUUGUCAAUGGUCAUUGAAGUCAUUGUCAAAUAAACGUCAAAAAAGUAAAUAAUUAGCAAUGGCGCGUCAAAACAAUAAAAAUGUUUUUUAAAUGUUUACAAUGAAUUACAGUAAAGAAACGCAAUAAUUUUAGGCCGCGAACGUCAGGGCUACAAUCAUGUUCGAAGUCAGAUGAUAAAAAUAAUUUUUUAUGGAAAAUAUGAUGGAAUGUUUAAACGAAUUGUUGAUGCAUGCUAUCAUUCAGAAUGAUUUAAAAUGCCUCAAGUGUUACUUAAAGAGAGGUGUAAACAUAAACAAAAUCUGUUCAACUGGAAUGACCCUCUUGGGAGUUGCAGCUGAGACAGGGAAUCUCUCAAUAGUCAAAACACUGAUUGACUAUUCCAAUUGCUCCAGUAUUGAUUUCAGUAUAAAAAGUGAGAUAAGCACAAAAUCAAACCUUUUACUAGAUUUAAAUAACCCAGAACCAAAGUACAAAAACAUUGGCUAUUUUGUUGUACGGAAAGAUGUUGAAGAACCCGAUUUUGGGGAAGGUCCCACCCCUGAGGGCAUGGAAGCCCUGGAAUGGGACAUGGAAGUUAACACCGAAUCCACAGAACCUGAAAAAGAAGAACCCCAAGAAAUGAACAUCUACCAAUGGUACGCUAACAUCCUAAAUCAGAGUUCUUUAGUUCUGAAAUCACCAGAUAACGACAUUGCGCGACUUGAUAGUCACGGUAAAAAUGUCUUACAUUACGCUGUGCGAUCGGGUAACAUGGAACUGGUCAGAUACCUAGUUGAAACAUUUAAUGAAAUCAGCAUAAAUCAAAGCGACGCCGCCUCAGUGAGCCCCCUACACAUUGCAGUCUUCAAAUGUCAUCUUCCCUUGGUUCGCUACUUGGUCGACAAGGGGGCCAACGUGAACUGCGCUUGUCGCGAACGCCAGACACCCCUGCAUGUGGCCGCCCAGCAUGGAUACAUUGAAAUCAUGCAAGUUUUGAUAGAGAACGAGGCUGAUAUCAACGUUUUUGAUAUGAAAGAGCGUUCGCCUCUAUCUCUAGCUGUGUUGGGCUCUAGGGAAGCUGCAGUGGAAUUGUUGAUAAAAAACGGGGCCAGACUUAAUCAGGAGGAUGCGGCGGGAUACACGCCCUUGAGAAGAGCAGUUUGGAAUGAUUCCACACCAAUCGCGAUGAUGUUACUGAACGCAGGAGCGAGAGUUGUGCAGUCACAUUACUUACUGCAUGCCGCCGCAAGAAGUAAUAAUCCGGAGAUGGUCAAGGCAUUGCAUGAAGCAGGGGCGCUUUUGAAUAUAAGGGAUGAUCAAGGGAAUACGCCGUUGAUGGUGGCGUGCUCGAGGAAGAACUUGACAGUGGCGAGAUAUCUACUCAAAAAUGGUGCCAACGUGAAUGCCGUAAACAACAUCAACGGCAUGACGGCUCUCCACAUUUGCGUACAAGACAUCCGCGAAAAGCGAAGUUUGGAGCAUUUAAUCGACCUUUUGGUUUCCUACGGCGCCGACAUGAACGCAACAAGCUACCAGGGAAGUGUCCUCUUCUACUCCAUUAUUUUAGAAAAUCUCCAUGGGGCCGAUGCGUUAGUUCGGCACGGAGUUGAUGUCAAUUUACGCGACGAACGAGCUUAUUUCGAUAAUUUAAGUCUUGCGAAAAGACACGGAAAUCUCGAAUUGGUCAAGUUGAUAGUUUACGCCGGCUUUCGUUUAUCGAAUAUGGCCUUUGAAUUGAAUUCGUUACGGAAUCAACCUGACGAUCCCGUACACGAUUUUUUGGUUUACGUGAAAAGCACACCCUUACAACUCAAGGAAAUAUGCAGGAUUAAAAUAAGAGGGUGUCUCGGGCGACAUCUUCUGAGUAAAAUCACCAAGUUGCCGUUGCCGGUGUGGUUGCAACGAUACUUGGCUUUAGAAAUAUUGUGAAAUGAUCUCUGUAUUAAUGUAACAAGUGUGUAGCUUCAGUAUUCAAAUCUAGUAGAUUUUCACGAGAGGACCAUUGUGUGUUGCCGUUGAUAGAAAGAAGUAGUGUUCUUAAAUAUAUGCUGAGAGGUUUAAAAGUGGGCUGGAGAAACCUGUUUCAGUUGACACAACAUCAAGUUUUGGCAAUUAUUAUGAAAAAAAAAUCUUCAAUUCUGUUGCCAACUCAAACGUUGCUUCUUGAUAAAACACAAAGAUUGUUGCACCCAUUUCUAAACCAUAUGUGUACUUAGAUCACCCCAGCAUUCCCUCCUUUACCCGAUUAUAGUCACUAGUCAGUUUAAUAUAUAUUUUGUUCUUAUAAAAAAUAGAUAUACAAUUUAUUAAUUUUGUGAUAUUGUUGUAGUGAUUAGGAUGAAUAAAUUUUUGUAUUAAA